Molecule: messenger RNA, 2982 nt
Organism: Penicillium longicatenatum
Lineage: Eukaryota; Fungi; Ascomycota; Eurotiomycetes; Eurotiales; Aspergillaceae
Exons: 11
Coding region: 1-2982 (993 amino acids)
Source: RefSeq, a predicted model, not a curated record
AUGAGUAUCAACCCACAGGACGGUGACCUCUCCAAUGGCACCCCGAAGGCGGAUGACUGGCCCUUAACAGUGGCCGAUGACCAGCCGGACCAUGGCAGUCAUGUAGAGAACGCCAAUACCAUUUCUCGAUCCCCGACGCCCCAUCUUGAUACUGCCCAGCUUGCGCGGGUCCUCUCGCCCAUUGAUGCACAACACGUCAGAAGUUCCUCGCGAUCUCGACGUACUGCGACACCCUCUAUUGCUCACUCAAUGGGUUCCCCUUCAAUAUCUGAAUCUGGUGAGGAAGAAGAUCCGAAAACGAUGUCAAAGUAUCUUGCUCGGAGGGCAACCUUGAUGGGUUGGUUUGACGAAGUCACCGGCCAACGCGAUUCAGUGACUUGUGUCGCGGUCAAGAUGCCCGGAGAUGAAUACUCAUUCACGCCGACAGACGUCGCGCCUUCCCUGGUCGAUGCAAUCACUAGGCUCAACGAGACCGCGGCUGUGGCGAUGGCGUCUAGGGUCACGUCCGCAGUCAUUGACUCCAUUGUCCCCGGACAAAAGAGUCUGAUCGUCGAAAAUACUAGUGCGCGAAUUCCAAUUGUGAACACAUUGGAUGAUAUCAACUCAAUGCUAUCUCACUUUUCCAGAGCUUGUAUUGUGGUGCAAGAACGCAUUGUGCUGGUGUGGUCCCACGAUGCCGGCGCCAUUCUGAACGUGGCCUUCGAUGUUGAGAGACAAUUCGGCAGAAGGGGAGGGGCCCGAGUCUCAAGCAACACGACCCCAUGGAUCUCUGGACGGUCGUCCCCAAUGGAUUUUCCCAACUCUGAUAUCACUAAAUCAGGGCAUUCCGACACCGUUAUAGCUCCCUCCGCUCCUUUGCGAGGUGCAUUGGAUGAGAAACAUGAGGUUUACAGUAAAGCCGUGGCGUUGGAAGAAGGUGAGGAUGAGAAUGACACAGACUUGGAGGCGGCUUCCGCCCCGCGGCCUGCCAUCAGGAUCCACGCCUUCAAGAUUAGUUUCGCGAUCAUGUUGGUCAUUCUCACGCAGUCGCUUGUUGCUCAACGAGUUCAGCUGGGAUGGCGGAUACACUCGCUUUGCAUUGGUUGUGACAAUUCCACCGCUUGCGUUGUUCUCUCUCUUUUUUUCAUCGUCCUAGUUACCAGUGUGUUUCAACUUUUCUUGCCUGCGACCUUCUGCCUCAAGAAUUCCAAGUUUCACUCUGCUAUCAAGCCCAAUCCUAAAGCCCACCGCGAUUACGAACUACCCCAUAUCACCAUCCAGAUGCCUGUCUACAAGGAAGGUCUGAAGGGAGUCAUUGUCCCAACAAUGAUGAGUGUUCUCGCCGCCGUUGAAUACUAUGAGCAGCAGGGAGGAACCGCAUCGGUUUUUAUCAAUGAUGACGGUAUGCAGGUCAUUCAUCCCGAGCUCGCAGAGGCCCGGAGACAAUACUACCGUGACAACGGGAUUGGAUACACUGCUCGUCUACCCAACAAAAAGGGGGCCACAAAGAAGAAACGCGUAUGGUUCAAGAAAUCCAAGUCGGUGAAUGAGAAUAUCGAAACUGAGAAGGAAGAUGAAAUCGAUGGACCUCAGGCACUAGCAAAUAAGCUCGGGUUUGAGCGCAAAGGCAAGUUCAAGAAGGCCAGUAACAUGAAUUGGGGCUUGGCCUUUUCCAACAAAGUUGAGGAUGAGAUGGCUCAUCUGACGGCAUUGGAGUGCCAGCAACGCGGCUGCACUGCUGAUACUCUUACCGUUGAUGAUGACGACCGUCUUUACCGGCUUGCGCUGGAUAAUAUGCUUGCUGCUGAUGAGAACCGCACUUGGGCGGAGGGCAAUAUUCGCAUUGGAGAGUUCAUUCUCCUUAUCGAUUGCGAUACCCGUGUUCCAGUCGACUGUCUUCUAUACGGGGCUCUUGAGAUGCACGAAAGUCCCGAAGUUGCGAUUCUCCAACAUGGCUCAGGCGUCAUGCAGGUUGUUCACAACAUGUUUGAGAAUGGCAUCGCUUACUUCACCAACGUUGUCUACACUGCCAUCAAGUACGGUGUCGGAUCCGGCGAUGUUUCUCCAUUCGUUGGUCACAAUGCAUUUCUACGGUGGAAGGCUCUUCAAAGUAUCGAAUACGUCGAUCCGUCAGAUGGUCAGACCAAGUGGUGGUCAGAUGCUCAUGUAUCUGAGGACUUCGAUAUCAGUCUUCGGCUUCAGAUGCAAGGCAACUUGAUUCGACUUGCUACUUACCAUAACGGCGGUUUCAAAGAAGGUGUCUCGCUAACUUUGUAUGAUGAGUUGACUCGAUGGGAAAAGUAUGCCUAUGGCUGCAACGAGCUUGUGUUCCACCCCUUUUAUCAAUGGCCCUGGAAGGGCCCAGUGACUAGACUGUUCCUUCGCUUCCUUUGGAGCAACAUACCAAUCACUUCCAAGGUUACGAUCAUUGCGUAUAUCUUCACUUAUUACGCCAUUGCCUCUGGUAUGCUUCUCGCAACGGUCAACUACGUCCUUGUUGGCCUUUUCAACUCUGAGAUCGAUCAUAUCUACCUCCCAUCAUGGGGUAUUUGGUGCUCCCUCGUUGUGGUGUUUAACGGAUUUGCUUCCAUCGCAUUCAGCAUGGCCCGCCAUCAACUCAAAGAACAAACCUUCUGGAAAGCUCUCCUUAAUUCGUGCAAAUGGCUUCCAUUCCUGAUUCUCUACUUCGGUGGUAUCAGUCUGAAUUGUGCCAAGGCUCUUUUGUGUCACGCUUUCAGCAUCAACAUCGAGUGGGCCUCCACAGCUAAAGAGCCCGGGCCAACGGGUUUCUACAUUGGUAUGGAUAGAAUGGUGCGGACAUUCAGGUGGACUUGGGCCAUUUGCCUUUUUAUCUCGGCUGUCAUGAUCUACUUUGCCGUUGGUGCUCCUUGGGGUUGGACCAUCGCGCCCGGGGCUUACUCAACUGCCACUAUCGCUAUCGUUCCACUGGCUAUUCAGCUCUGUUCUGCGUCUUUCCUUCCUUUCUUCUUGGGUCUUAAUUAA